CCAUCAUGCUUUACCCACUGAUUCAUUAUCAGCCCUGGGAAGAAUCUGAACCGUCCUCUCCGGGGGCUGAGAGAGAAGGAUGGCGGGGGGGCCGGAGGUCGUUGCCCCGGUGACGUUUGAGGAGGUGGCGGUAUAUUUCACGCAGGAGGAGUGGGAUCGGCUGAACGCUCGGCAGCGACGCUUGUAUCAGGAAGUCAUGAUGGAGAACUUUGAGCUGGUGACCUCCGUGGGUCUCCUCCUUCGUAGGGUUAAUCGGCCUCAUCUGGAACCGGAAGAGGCAACCAAAGUGUCUAAAAGAAGAGGAAGGCGCCCAAAGUCAUAUGGGGGGAGGCCUGUAUUACGUGCUGUAAAAGAAGAGGAGAAGGAGCUGUCGCCGUCCACGCAGUCUGACAUGAAGGGCCACAGCUACAUCGGUAGUGAUUUUUGGGAGUCUCCCGGCCUCUCAUUUGACACCCUGCCGUCCCAUCUCCAGGGGUCGGACCUGAAUGGCAAUACCCUGAAGAGCUCCCGCUUAUCUGCGGACAGACCGUACUCCUGCUCAGAUUGUCACCGCAGCUUCAUUCGAAAGUCCCACUUGACCAGCCAUCAGCGGACUCACCGCGGAGAACGCCCCUACCCCUGUGAGAUAUGUGGCAAGAGCUUCCACUACCGCCACCACCUGGUGGGCCACAAACGCAUCCACACGGGGGAGAAGCUGUUCUCCUGCGAAUACUGCGGAAUCGGGUUUAACCAUAAAGGGAACUACCAGACUCACCAGCGGCUGCACACCGGAGAGAGGCCCUUCUCAUGUGACCUGUGUGGUAAAAGCUUCAACCGGAAGGCCGACCUGAUCACACACUGUCGGAUCCACACAGGGGAAAGGCCAUUCACGUGUUCUGAUUGCGGGAAGAGCUUUAGCCGUAAGCAGCACUUGGUGAACCACAGGCGCAGACACACGGGCGAGACCCCAUUCCCCUGUGACCAGUGCCAGAAGAGGUUUGCCCAUCGGAAGGCUUUGCUGCGGCACAAGGAAGCGGUUCACUCUACGGAGCGACCGCACAGCUGCCCAGACUGUGGGAAAGGAUUUGCCUGCCGUUCGCACCUCCUCACCCACCAGCGUGCUCAUCAGAAUGGCGCUGGCAGCUGUGGGGGUGAAGAAAAACCAUUUUCCUGCGCCCAGUGCCGCAGCAGCUUUGAAGCUCAGCCGCACCUACAGGCGCAUAGGAAAACCCGCAAGGGUGUGUCCGGUGAUCGACCUUUCAUCUGUUCGGACUGUGGGAAAGGAUUCAAUACCAGAAAAUACUUGAGCCGGCAUCAGAAGAUUCACACCGGCGAGCGGCCAUUCCGGUGCAAUGUGUGCGGAGACCGCUUUAGUCAGAAGCCUAACCUUGAGCGGCACAAGAACAUCCACAGUGGGCAGCGGCCCUUCACCUGCCUGGUAUGUGGUGGAAGCUUCUACAAGAAGCACAACCUUGUACGUCACCAGAGGAUACACACGGGGGAGAGGCUGCACUCCAGCUGUAAGGUGCCCCAGCCCGUCACCCCCUCUUCAGGGGAGAGCUGCCUGCAUGGUGGGGACACCGCAGAAAACCCGUCAAGUAGCGUCUGUAACCACCAUCACUCCGAGCACUGAAUGCUGCAGGAUAGCCGUGUCCGAGCGCUACCAGGCAUGGCCAGAUGGAUAAAAUAACAAAGGACGCUAGUCCUACAAGAUAUGCCGUUUUCCACGAGCUGACCGGAAAGUUGCCGAUACGUGGAGACUCAGCCAACGUAGUACAAACGAUAGAGAGACACGAUCCGCGUAGUACUACCAACACAGGGAGAGACAGGAUCCGCGUAGUACUACCAACACAGGGAGAGACAGGAUCCGCGUAGUACUACCAACACAGGGAGAGACAUGAUCCGCGUAGUACCACCAACACAGGGAGAGACACGAUCCGCGUAGUACUACCAACACAGGGAGAGACCCGAUCAGCGUAGUACUACCAACACAGGGAGAGACAGGAUCCGCGUAGUACUACCAACACAGGGAGAGACAGGAUCCGCGUAGUACUACCACCACAGGGAGAGACACGAUCAGUGUAGUACUACCAACACAGGGAGAGACAGGAUCCGCGUAGUACUACCAACACAGGGAGAGACAGGAUCCGCGUAGUACUACCAACACAGGGAGAGACAGGAUCCGCGUAGUACUACCACCACAGGGAGAGACACGAUCCGCGUAGUACUACCAACACAGGGAGAGACACGAUCCGCGUAGUACUACCACCACAGGGAGAGACACGAUCAGUGUAGUACUACCAACACAGGGAGAGACACGAUCCGCGUAGUACUACCAACACAGGGAGAGACAGGAUCCGCGUAGUACUACCAACACAGGGAGAGGCACGAUCAGUGUAGUACUACCAACACAGGGAGAGACACGAUCCGCGUAGUACUACCAACACAGGGAGAGACAGGAUCCGCGUAGUACUACCACCACAGGGAGAGACAGGAUCCGCGUAGUACCACCAACACAGGGGGAGACAUGAUCCGCGUAGUACCACCAACACAGGGAGAGACACGAUCCGCGUAGUACUACCAACACAGGGGGAGACCCGAUCAGCGUAGUACUACCAACACAGGGAGAGACAGGAUCCGCGUAGUACCACCAACACAGGGGGAGACAUGAUCCGCGUAGUACCACCAACACAGGGAGAGACACGAUCAGUGUAGUACCACCAACACAGGGAGAGACACGAUCAGUGUAGUACUACCAACACAGGGAGAGACAGGAUCCGCGUAGUACUACCAACACAGGGAGAGAGACAGGAUCCGCGUAGUACUACCAACACAGGGAGAGAGACAGGAUCCGCGUAGUACUACCAACACGGGGAGAGACACGAUCAGUGUAGUACUACCAACACGGGGAGAGACACGAUCAGUGUAGUACUACCAACACAGGGAGAGAGACAGGAUCCGCGUAGUACUACCAACACAGGGAGACAGACAGGAUCCGCGUAGUACUACCAACACGGGGAGAGACACGAUCAGUGUAGUACUACCAACACGGGGAGAGACACGAUCAGUGUAGUACUACCAACACAGGGAGAGACACGAUCAGUGUAGUACUACCAACACAGGGAGAGACACGAUCCGCGUAGUACUACCAACACAGGGAGAGACACGAUCCGCGUAGUACUACCAACACAGGGGGAGACCCGAUCAGUGUAGUACUACCACCACAGGGAGAGACAGGAUCCGCGUAGUACUACCACCACAGGGAGAGACACGAUCAGCGUAGUACUACCAACACAGGGAGAGACACGAUCCGCGUAGUACCACCAACACAGGGGGAGACAUGAUCCGCGUAGUACCACCAACACAGGGAGAGACAUGAUCCGCGUAGUACUACCAACACAGGGAGAGAGACAGGAUCCGCGUAGUACUACCAACACGGGGAGAGACACGAUCCGCGUAGUACCACCAACACGGGGGGAGACAUGAUCCGCGUAGUACCACCAACACAGGGGGAGACAUGAUCAGCGUAGUACUACCAACACAGGGAGAGACACGAUCCGCGUAGUACUACCAACACAGGGAGAGACAGGAUCCGCGUAGUACUACCAACACAGGGAGAGACAGGAUCCGCGUAGUACUACCACCACAGGGAGAGACCCGAUCAGCGUAGUACUACCAACACAGGGAGAGACCCGAUCAGCGUAGUACUACCAACACAGGGAGAGACAGGAUCCGCGUAGUACUACCACCACAGGGAGAGACCCGAUCAGUGUAGUACCACCAACACAGGGAGAGACAGGAUCCGCGUAGUACUACCACCACAGGGAGAGACCCGAUCAGUGUAGUACUACCAACACAGGGAGAGACAGGAUCCGCGUAGUACCACCAACACAGGGGGAGACAUGAUCCGCGUAGUACCACCAACACAGGGAGAGACAUGAUCCGCGUAGUACUACCAACACAGGGAGAAACAUGAUCCGCGUAGUACUACCAACACAGGGAGAGACGGGAUCCGCGUAGUACUACCAACACAGGGAGAGAGACAGGAUCCGCGUAGUACUACCAACACGGGGAGAGACACGAUCCGCGUAGUACUACCAACACAGGGAGAGACAUGAUCAGUGUAGUACUACCAACACAGGGGGAGACCCGAUCAGCGUAGUACUACCAACACAGGGGGAGACAUGAUCCGCGUAGUACUGCCACCACAGGGGGAGACAUGAUCAGUGUAGUACUACCAACACAGGGGGAGACCCGAUCAGCGUAGUACUACCACCACAGGGAGAGGGAGAGACCUGAUCAGCGUAGUACUGCCACCACAGGGGGAGACAUGAUCAGUGUAGUACUACCACCACAGGGGGAGACACGAUCAGUGUAGUACUACCACCACAGGGAGAGAGACACGAUCAGUGUAGUACUACCACCACAGUGUGACCUUACACGUUGUGAGACACGGGUCGGCUCAGUGUGACCUUACACGUUGUGAGACACGGGUCGGCUCAGUGUGACCUUACACGUUGUGAGACACGGGUCGGCUCAGUGUGACCUUACACGUUGUGAGACACGGGUCGGCUCAGUGUGACCUUACACGUUGU
Molecule: messenger RNA, 4574 nt
Organism: Bufo bufo (common toad)
Lineage: Eukaryota; Metazoa; Chordata; Amphibia; Anura; Bufonidae
Product: zinc finger protein 436-like
Exons: 5
Coding region: 80-1612 (510 amino acids)
Biological process (GO): regulation of transcription by RNA polymerase II
Molecular function (GO): RNA polymerase II cis-regulatory region sequence-specific DNA binding; DNA-binding transcription factor activity
Source: RefSeq, a predicted model, not a curated record